Messenger RNA from Pteropus alecto (black flying fox), 2969 nucleotides. It is a transcript of the gene CTNNAL1, whose product is annotated as catenin alpha like 1. Gene Ontology annotation, biological process: cell adhesion; Rho protein signal transduction. Gene Ontology annotation, molecular function: actin filament binding. NCBI's taxonomy places the organism in Eukaryota, Metazoa, Chordata, Mammalia, Chiroptera, Pteropodidae. The record is from RefSeq and is a predicted model, not a curated record. Bases 398 to 2071 code for a protein of 557 amino acids. The transcript is spliced from 18 exons.
UUUUUAGAUCACCACACUUAUUAAUCAUAAACAUAAUACCAAAAAGUCUGAUAAAACUCUGCAAGCAAUUCAGCGUGUAGGACAAGCCGUCAACUUGGCAGUUGGAAGAUUCGUUAAAGUAGGGGAAGCUAUAGCCAAUGAAAACCGGGAUUUGAAAGAAGAAAUAAAUAUUGCCUGUAUUGAAGCUAAACAAGCAGGAGAAACCAUUGCAGCACUUACAGAUGUAGGCAGCUUGAAUCACCCAGAAUCUGAUGGCCAGAUCACAAUUUUUACAGACAAAACGGGAGUUAUAAAGGCUGCAAGAUUACUUCUUUCUUCAGUGACAAAAGUGUUGUUGCUGGCAGACCGAGUGGUCAUUAAGCAGAUAAUAACAUCAAGAAAUAAGGUUCUUGCAACUAUGGAAAGACUAGAGAAGGUGAAUAGCUUUCAAGAGUUUGUCCAAAUAUUCAGUCAAUUUGGAAAUGAAAUGGUGGAGUUUGCACAUCUAACCGGAGAUAGACAAAAUGAUUUGAAAGAUGAAAAGAAAAAGGCAAAAAUGGCAGCAGCUAGGGCAGUUCUUGAAAAAUGUACAAUGAUGCUUCUCACAGCUUCAAAGACAUGUCUCAGGCAUCCCAACUGUGAAUCGGCCCAUAAAAACAAAGAAGGAGUAUUUGACCGAAUGAAAGUGGCAUUGGAUAAGGUAAUUGAAAUUGUGACUGACUGCAAACCCAAUGGAGAGACUGACAUUUCAUCUAUCACUGUUUUUACUGGAAUUAAAGAAUUCAAGAUAAAUAUUGAAACUCUUCGGGAGAAUCGUUAUUUUCAGUCAAAAGAGAGUCUUUCUGCAACAUUGGAAGCCAUCUUGGAGCGUACAGAGGACUUUACUGAUUCUGCCUCCACCAGCCAUGAGCACAGGGAACGCAUCUUGGAACUGUCAACUCAGGCGAGGAUGGAACUGCAGCAGUUAACUUCUGUGUGGAUUCAAGCUCAAAACCAGAAAACAAAAAGCAUCGCUGAAGAGCUGGAACUCAGUAUACUGAAAAUCAGUCACAGCCUCAAUGAACUUAAGAAAGAACUUCAUAGUACAGCAACUCAGCUGGCAGCUGAUCUGUUAAAAUACCAUGCUGAUCAUGUGGUACUAAAAGCAUUAAAACUUACUGGAGUAGAAGGAAAUUUAGAAGGUUUGGCUGAAUAUGCCUGUAAACUCUCGGAACAGAAAGAACAGCUUGUUGAGAGUUGUCGAUUGUUGCGACAUGUAUCUGGGACAGAACCUCUUGAAAUAACCUGUAUUCAUGCAGAGGAGACAUUUCAGGUGACUGGCCAACAGAUAAUUUCUGCUGCUGAAACACUAACAUUGCAUCCAUCUAGCAAAAUUGCUAAAGAAAACCUAGAUGUAUUUUGUGAAGCUUGGGAAUCUCAAAUUAGUGACAUGUCAACUCUGCUAAGAGAAAUCAAUGAUGUGUUUGAAGGAAGACGAGGAGAGAAGUAUGGCUACCUUUCGCUGCCAAAGCCAAUGAAGAAUAAUGCAAACCUGAAAUCCUUAAAGCCAGACAAGUCUGACUCUGAGGAGAAAGCCAGGAUAGCAAAGCUUGGACUUAAGCUGGGUUUGCUUACCUCUGAUGCCAACUGCGAGAUCGAGAAGUGGGAGAAUCAGGAGAAUGAGAUCGUUCGAUAUGGACGGAACAUGUCCAGUAUGGCCUAUUCUCUAUAUUUAUUUACUAGGGGAGAAGGGCCACUGAACACUUCCCAGGAUUUAAUUCAUCAGUUAGAGGUAUUUGCUGAAGAGGGCCUGAAACUUGCUUCAAGUGUACAAGCUUUCUCAAAACAGCUGAAAGAUGAUGACAAGCUUAUGCUUCUCUUGGAAAUAAACAAGCUAAUUCCUCUAUGCCACCAGCUCCAGACAAUAACUAAGACACCUUUGCAGAAUCAAGUGUUUUUAAAGGUUGAUAAGUGUAUUACAAAGACACGAUCCAUGAUGGCUAUUUUGGUCCAGCUUCUCUCACUUUGCUUUAAACUGCUGAAGAAGUUUCAGAUGGAAAACAACAGAUGGGUCUCAGUUACAAACAAAGACUCUGUGGAUGGUAAAACUUGAGAAGCAUUUGAGGUCAGAUCUCUGGAACACCCUGUGGCAAAGCUGGCAUUUUUAGAAAGCAAAUGAUUAUAUUUUCAGAAAUUCGGUAAUUUUAUAAAGAAAACAAUACUGAAAUCUUGCUAUAUUUUCUAAUUAUGAAACUGAUUGUGAAGCUUUUUGACAACUAAUAAAUGCCAUGGUAGUUGCUAGAGUUCUAAUUGCAGUGUGAUUUUAAAAUGAGACAUUGCUGCUAAUAAUGUUAUUUAAAAGCCAAAUAUCCUGACGGUCUUAAUGACAGUUUAAUCCAAAGAUGCUAUUUUGAGAAUGUGUUCACCUUUGGCAUAUUUUACCUUCAUGUUUUCCAUUUUUUUAAUUUAAGCUUAUCAUCUAGAACAAUAAUUUUCAGCAGAAAAUACACAGUAGUCUGGUUGAAAGCAGUUUUCUUUAAACCUGUGGACUCCUCUUCAAUCCUAUUCAUCAAGUGUGACCGGGCCUCUUUGCUGCCUGCUUGUCACAGAUCAGCCAUGCUAGUAGCACACAUUUAUUCUCUAACAAGCAUUUCACAUAGCACAGGUUAUCUGUUGUGAUAAAUGCCCCCCCCCGCCCCCCCCUGCCCAAAAGCAGGGUCAUGGAGGUCACACCAUGGAAUUCUGGAAGAACUCACUAGCAGAUGGCUUUUAGUUCUAGUUCUAACAGAGCUGGCCUGUCUGCUCUGAUUAUUAGCUGGAAUCCUAAGCCUAUCUUACUUGCUUAAAAAAAAUAGUUUUUGAACUGCUCUUCUCAGUAGUGAAUGAUGGAAUAGAAAAUUUAAGAGAAUGAUGGGACUAAGAAGCUAUUUAAAUUCUGAAUAAUCAUAUAUAUAUGUACCUUUGGAAUGUUCAUUUUAAAACAAAUAAACAUCUUUCUUUAGUCUUUUUAA